AUGGGUAAACAGGCAGAAAGAAGAAAGAAGAAAUCGAGGAAAGUGGAAAGAGAAUACAAGUUCGACCAGGAGACAGUGAUAGGGUUACGGACUCCUCAACCUCCUCAUCAACACAUCACACUCGUCGGUCGGGAUCAGGACUUCUCACGCUUACCUUUGACAAGAACAGCCCGAAACGUUCAUGAUCUGAACAGGAGCCAUUCUCCUAUGAGUCGCAGCCUUUGCAAUACUUGCCAUUGCAUUUUCCAGACCGAUUGCGAUGUCGAGGAUCUAGGAAAACCAACAUACACUCAUUAUGAGAGUGAAAGCGAACUCCAAAUCGCGAAAGAUUUAGGAUGUUAUAUCUGCACGCUACUUUUGCAAGAGAUCAAUAAGCAACAGGCUUCCUUGAAGACAGACUCAGUGAACGAUUCUGACAACGUUCUUCUUCCCAGGAGGCUCUGUUACAGGCUUGGAACAGUGGACUGGGGUAACGAAUACCUCACAUUUGGCUAUGAGGACAAAGAAUCAACGUUGACAGGUUGGAAGGAGGUUUUAAAGUUAGAGCUUCUCAGAGCUAGUGAUAUUGAGCCCACUCUGAGCGAAGCCCCAUUUUCUUCCAGCACAGAACAGGAAGCCUGCCUGGAAGUCGCUCGCAACUGGCUGAACCAAUGCCGUAGUGGGAAGCAUCAGAAUUGCAAAAAGGGCUUCCCCGAUGCAUACCAAAUUCCCACAAGACUUGUUAACUGUGGUGAGCCUGCAUCAGGUGACUGGCCGAGGCUCUGUGAAAGAGGAGAUAUACCGCAUAAUGCAGAAUACGUAACAUUGAGUCACUGCUGGGGCAAAUACCCGAUAUUUUCACUCUCGACCAAGAACAUCCAGAUCCUCAAACGGGGACUGCCACUAGACCUUCUCCCUAAAACCUUCUUGGAUGCCAUAUUCGUUACUCGUAAGCUGGGGUUCAAGUAUGUUUGGAUCGAUUCAUUGUGCAUUGUGCAGGACUUCGAUGAAGAUUGGAGACGCGAGGCCGAGCAAAUGGGCACUUACUACCAAAACGCCAUCCUGAACAUCGCCGCGACGAGUGUUUCCGAUGGACGCAUGGGGUUUUUCCGUGCCAGGAAUCCGAAUUUUCUCUUGCCAUACAAAGUGUUCGCCAAUUGGGAUCAGCCUUGGCCUAUUCUCAAUACACCACGGAAGGGGCAUUACUAUCUUUGCAGCAAAAUCUGGGACAACGAGAUUGAGGACUCUCCUCUAAACCGCCGGUGUUGGGUAGUUCAAGAACGCAUACUCUCCCCAAGAGUCUUACACUUUGGGACUACUCAGAUCUUUUGGGAAUGUCCGUCGAUGACUGCAAAUGAGGUUUUUCCGGCGGGCUUCCAUCAUUCCAUGUACGUUCCACCAACAAAGUACUCUAUUCCCGUAGACAGGGAGCCGAACACACCGCUCAGAAAUGAGCACUUCUACGGACUCUGGAAAGACAUUGUCCAAAUUUAUUCUCGAGGGGGUUUGACUCACAAAAGUGACAAACUCAUUGCAAUAUCUGGCCUAGCCGUAAGGUUUCAGACUCUGCUUCAAGACGAGUACCUGGCCGGUUUAUGGAAGAACUCCUUGCCACGACAGCUCUUGUGGAAAGUGUCGCACGAAUGCGAAAUCACCGGCUUGCCCGUUGAGUCUAGGGCGCCUUCAUGGUCUUGGGCUUCUCUUGAUGCACCUGUCGACUUUUUCGAUGCUACAAGGAAUAUCUAUGGCAAUGAGGAUGAGGUCUUACAUGCCUCACUUGUUGAAACACAAACUAUUCUUUCCAUUCCCAUUGGCCCUAUGCAGGUUGCUGAAGAAUACAUAAGAGUCAAGGGGCCUUUAAAGAGAGCCUCUGUCUCAAAUGGGGACUUCAGUAUUACGCAUCGACAGUGGGUAAUUGACUCCACUGUCGUAGAACUGAAUUUUCAUCCUGACAUGAGUGAGACUUGGCAAAGGCCAACCAGGAAGAAGGGAUGGUGUUCUCUGGUCCAAGAGUCACCCGGAGAAUUCUGCAUCAAAAUCGGCGACGGUCUCAAUCUUUAUAGCGAUGUGUACCUCAUGCCGAUCCGAUCUGACGAAGAUGAGGUCUAUGGUUUGUUUUGGCUCCACGGCCUAAUCCUUUCCCCAACCUGUCGUGCAAGAGGAGAGUUCUUUCGACUGGGCAUGUUCACCGCUGAGGAGCCAAGCGACCACAAGACAAUUCUAGGGCCUUCAAGGGGACUAAGUGAGUCGAUGUACGAGGUUUAUGACGGACUCCGGGAGUAUACCAUCAAAAUUAUAUAG
This is a messenger RNA of Alternaria arborescens, 2280 nucleotides long. RefSeq lists its product as hypothetical. The record is from RefSeq and is a predicted model, not a curated record. The transcript is spliced from 2 exons. NCBI's taxonomy places the organism in Eukaryota, Fungi, Ascomycota, Dothideomycetes, Pleosporales, Pleosporaceae. Bases 1 to 2280 code for a protein of 759 amino acids.